Molecule: messenger RNA, 2245 nt
Organism: Monosiga brevicollis MX1
Lineage: Eukaryota; Choanoflagellata; Craspedida; Salpingoecidae
Exons: 1
Coding region: 1-2052 (683 amino acids)
Biological process (GO): protein polyubiquitination; proteasome-mediated ubiquitin-dependent protein catabolic process
Molecular function (GO): ubiquitin conjugating enzyme activity
Source: RefSeq, a predicted model, not a curated record
AUGGCAUCCAUAGCGCUGCGGCGCGUGCGCCGCGAUCUGCGCGAAAUCAUGCGUGAGCCCUCUGAACUGUUCGCCGUCACUGCCUGCGAAGACAACAUGUUGGAAUGGCACGUCAAUUUCUUUUUCUCUGCCGACCAUAAGCUGCAUGAUACGGCCAUCCACGCCACUUUUACCUUUCCCCAAGACUUCCCCAUGAGGGCCCCAUCUGCUAGCUUCCACUCCACCCUCCGGUACAAGCACGGUGUCGAGAACAGCCAAGGCCGCCUCUGUCUCUCCAUUCUCUCAGACUACAACGAGAUCCACACCGAUUGGAGCAAAGACGUUGCCAGCUGGUCGCCCGCCUACACGAUGCGCUCUGUCCUGCUCAACAUCCACGCCUUCCUCUUUUACGACAGCGACCAUAGCCCCAGUGACCUCGAAAGCAUCCGGACCGCUGCACAGAAGGUGCAGUGUGCCUGUGGCCACUCUGGCACCAAUACAACAACAUGGCAGCCCCCAUGCAACGCGGAUAUCGACGUGCCGUCUUCACAAGAAGAGCGCAUCUCCGCCGGUGACGUCACGCCACCAAACGAGCUUGUCGCGCCCGCAGCAGGGACCAACUGCGCACUAGACCCAGCCGUGAGUGCAGACAAGCAGACCGACAUCACAGCUGCCAGCAACAGUGAUGAGGCAAGCGAUCUAGCGGACCAGCCCUCCAAGCCCGACCCAGCCCCACCGGUCACUUUCAGUUAUGCCGCCGCAGUCACCAAACAUUCGGGUGCAGCCAAGGCACCAGGACACGACACUUGUAACAAGAAGCACGUGGCACAGCGCCGCCACAUCGCUGCCCACCCCAACUUGGAUGUGAAUACGAUUGAUGGCCCAGUGUCGGGUGAGCAGCGCCAGCAGAUUCUUCGAGAUAUUUGCUGCUUUGCAACUCAGGAAAACGCCAGCCACCUGUUCGAGCCGGAUAACGACGCCAUCCUGGGUAUUGGCAUUCAUGUGAAGCGCAAUCGACACGGAGGCCUCAUGUCUGUGAGCACGCCCUGUGAGUAUAUCAGCUAUGAGGCCUGGCAGAUGGGCUUUCGCAAGAGCAUCUUUAAGGUGGAAAUGAACUACUUCCUGCCCCUCUACAUUAAUGAGGCCCACUACAAACGUGCCCGCCCCUUGAUCAACGCAACGCUGCUGCAGAUGGACAUGAAUGACGAUACAGAGCUGGGAGAGUUUGCGCGCAUGACGGUUCGCUCCACUAUCAGUGAGCGUCUCGUCAUGAAGAUUUUUGGCAUGCUCCUCUCUUCCACCGUGGCCGAGGCCUUCCGUGCCAGCGAGGACACGUCCCGCCGACAGAUGAACACGCGCACACGCCUCUCCGCUCGACUUAUCGAGGGGUAUUUGCAGAUCUGGCGCCUGCUGCACCGUCUCAUCGAGGAGCGACCUAGCAUUGCUGAGCGCAUUACGGCCCGAAUCCAGAGCUUUAUCUAUUGUGGCGAGCAAGCCCGCCACAAGAAGAGCGAGCCCAACCUGGGCGCACUGCUCAGUCUGCUGCCCUUCUCCAGCUGCUCAUGGGACAAGCUAUCACGCGCCUUUCUCGAGGAGUCCUUCAUCCGCAACGUGCGCUGGAUGGUCCAGAACGAGCCAGCACUGGCUUAUCCCGACGGUUGCUCCAUGGACGAGCGUCUCAGCAAGUCUUUUGAGCACACUGCUGUCUCGCGUAGUCUCAGUCUGUUUGCCAAGUAUAUGGCCGCAGUGGUGACGUCUCGCGGUGAGCUACAUGCGCAGCUACUCAGCAGUGACGCUCGCUUUGGUGUGCCGGCCGAAGCGCUGGUGGAGAGGAUCCUGCAGGCCAGCAAGGAGGCUGAGCGCAUGACCGAGUGGAACGAAUACCUGGUGGCCAUGGAUCACAUUCCGCUUCCGCCAGCACGCCUUCACGAAUGGCUGCAGGUCUCUCUCUCCACCUCACUGCAGCGUGGCUACCACUUUCAGGACCGUCGCAAGCAGCCUGGCGGCCCUGGUGCAAAUCGUGGUAGGCGCUACAACGGCCCUCGCCAGCGCCGCCAUGCUGGGCAACCAUAAUUCUAGGCUCAUCCACUUCGCAGAGUGUGCCAUCAGCUCUCGAGUCAUGCACACAGUAAAAGUUGUGCUGGCGGCUUGCUGUCGAUUUGCUGUCGAGUUGUCAAAGAAUUUGGUUGAUGUUCAUUGCCUGGAGUUGGUUGUGUAGGCUUUCGUUGGCAAGCCCCAGUCGUGUUGGACUUUAACCUGUUGUACA